Microthlaspi erraticum is the source of this 1089-nucleotide messenger RNA. Lineage: Eukaryota; Viridiplantae; Streptophyta; Magnoliopsida; Brassicales; Brassicaceae. The record is from the annotation of a GenBank genome assembly.
AUGUCCACCGAAGAUUCGGCUGAUGAAGAGAAUCAGCCAUCACCGUUGCCGUCACUUCCACAAGAAAUCAUCACGGAGUGCGUAGCACGUGCACCAAGAUCCUACUAUUCCAUCCUCUCCCUCGUCUCUAACCAUUUCAGAUCUCUUGUUACAUCCCCUGAGCUAUACGCGAGACGACGAUCUCUCCCAAGCCGCGACGAUCACUGUCUCUAUGUUGCCAUCUCUGAAAACCAAACCUCAAGUAUCAACUGGUACACUCUCAGCCGUAAACCGAACAACAAGUUUUGGUUAGUCCGUAUCCCUUCACUCCCUCCUAUGGCUUUACAUGGAAGUUACGUGGUCGUAGGCCGGAGUAUACUUGUCAUGGGUGGGUUUUUUCGUUGGGGUUUGAUCUCACCGGGUGUGUUUCGCAUCGAUUGUUGGAGUCACACUGUGCAACCUCUCUUUCCAAUGCCAAAGGCUGUCGCUGGUUCGGUCUGUGAGCUUGUAGAUGGGAAGAUAUAUGUGAUUGGAGGGUCGGAUUCUGGUUCCAGUGAGAUGAAAUCAUCGUCUGGAUUGAUUAUGGCGUUUGAUCUUGAAGCACAAACGUGGGAGGUUUGGCAGAGACCGGACUGGGAAGUGAGGCAGAGGUGGUUUAGUAGUGUGAAUAUGUCCGGUAAGAUUCACAUGAGAGGUAAUAAGAAUAGCUAUGUCUUUGAACCAAAGGAAGGUACAUGGGAGGAGGAUAGGGUUUUGGAUUCUAAGGAGUGGUCAAAUGCAUGCGUUAUAGAUAAUGUUUUGUAUUACUAUGAUGCUCGUGUGAAUUGUAUAAGAACGUAUGAUCCUAAGGAGAGGGUUUGGGGAGUGGUCAAGGGUGUGGAGUUAGGAAUGUUUGAGGAUGGUUCAUGGUCAUACGCAGUGAAUUAUGGUGGAAAUUUGCUUGUGUUUUUGCAUAAAGAAGUAGCAUUGACUGAGACGACAGAGAUUUGGUGUGCGGAGGUUGUGGUGGAGAGGCGUGAAGAAGGAGAGAUUUGGGGAAGAGUUGCUUGGUGUGAUCUUGUGCUUGAUGGAAAGUUUCACAUUAUGAAAUGUUUAUCUGUUAAGGUUUGA